UGUCCUUUAUGCAAAGCCAGAUUCCAUCGACCAGAACAUGUCAAGAGACAUUUACGUUCCCACUCUUCAGAAAAGCCAUUUCACUGUGAUCAGCCUGGGUGUAAUAAAAGAUUCAAUAGAAACGAUAAUUUGAAAGCACACUUGAGGAAAAUCCAC
This is a messenger RNA of Ascoidea rubescens DSM 1968, 156 nucleotides long. Its product is annotated as C2H2-type zinc finger protein. The transcript has a single exon. Lineage: Eukaryota; Fungi; Ascomycota; Saccharomycetes; Ascoideales; Ascoideaceae. Gene Ontology annotation, molecular function: RNA polymerase II cis-regulatory region sequence-specific DNA binding. Gene Ontology annotation, cellular component: nucleus; cytoplasm. The annotation marks the transcript as partial. The record is from RefSeq and is a predicted model, not a curated record.